This is a messenger RNA of Limulus polyphemus (Atlantic horseshoe crab), 1606 nucleotides long. RefSeq lists its product as uncharacterized. The coding region runs from base 421 to 1323 and encodes 300 amino acids. NCBI's taxonomy places the organism in Eukaryota, Metazoa, Arthropoda, Merostomata, Xiphosura, Limulidae. The record is from RefSeq and is a predicted model, not a curated record. The transcript has a single exon.
AUUUUCUUUCUGUAUCUCUAAUAUCUUUUUGUUAAUAUCUUUAGGUCUUUGAGGGAGAAGUUUCAGACCAGCCGUCUUAUAAGAAGUAUAUCUAGCGGAAAUUAUAACAUUCUACACCACCAGGGGGACAAUGUUCGUGACGAAUUAGAACGCUUAGUAGAAGAAACGCCGCCUCCACAGCAGAGGCCUCUAGCUCGCCAGUCCAUCCAGAAAUCCCAUAGCUCGGAUGCCGUCCUCGAGUCUGAUAGUGAGUCGUCCACUCCCCAACACAAGCUCGAACCCCGAUCAGUAGCUCAGACUUUCCCUGAUCAGAGCGCGGUUUCUGAUGAGGUAGUGGGUAGCAGUCCAGAUUACCGAUCUGUAAGACGGUUAAAAGCCUCACAAAGUGUGUAUCAGUUCUGUUGGACAAGUAAUGAAAAGAUGACAAGUGGGGAUUCCAGCAUCUCUACCCAAGAGGCAAGCUCUCCACAAAAUUUAUUUUUCGCUAAGUUUACUCAGGGAGACCAAGGUAGUCAAAAUACAUCAACACGCACUUCACGGCUUAUCUACGGGGGACCACUUUCUACAGUUCGAGAUGUGGAAGAGGAAAAUAGCGACGCUAGUCUUAUCAGUGACGUUGACCAGAAACGGGGCAGAUUAGAUCCUGCCGGUGGUCUUCUAAUUGACUUUGAAAAUCCUGACCAGUUGGAGUCGGACAGGCCAAAAUCCAGCGGUUAUACGUCGUGCGCGACGUUGUCGGACCUGCCAUCUCAGCUGUGUACUCCGAACGUUGAAAGUCAAAGUUUUCCUCAUUCUGCGUCCCAUAGUUCUGGCUACCACUCUAUUACAGAAGAAGAGGCAGUUGGAAAGGAAAUUUAUCGAGACCAUCGAGAGUUUGCCGGGUGUCUAAACUCUACCGGUCCCAAAAAACGGUCAUUUCGGAGCCACGAGUUUCCUUUUGAACUUAAAAUGCUCAAUUUGAUCGAAAAUCCUUUGUCUGAUCAAACUUUCAACCGAAACUUGAUAGCUUCUGGUAAAAGUCGAUCUCACUCUUGGGAUAGAGCUUCCCAACGUAAAGAUGUUGUAGGGUAUCCACUCUACUCCAAAACCACAAUGCUAAGCGAGAUUGGACAGCAGAAGUCUAAGACCUCACCUCGCGAGGUCAGAAAGAGGGAAAGACAACAAAAAUCACCUCACAAAAAGUGGUCAAUAACCGGAAGUCCGGGAAGGUCAAAAGUUGAACAAAAUAAUUGGGAACUUUGCAUGUACGUAUUUGGGGGCCGAGAACGAGGAGUGCCCAUUGUUACAAGGCAGCCCAUCACCGUUUGGAAAUUUUACGUAUAAGUUUUAGUAAUUGGUAUUGUUGGUUAAAUAUUUGUGAUUCGUUUAAUGUAUGAAAUCCUAAAUACGUCGGUAAUGUUUAAGUGUUUCAACCUAUAUUCGCAAAAGUUUCAAAAUCUGUACUCCACUAAUAGAAGAUAAGAAUACUUUUCAGUUAACAUCGCAGGCUAGAAAUAAAUUAUUAUCAAUUUGAGAAAAUCUUUUUAGAUACUUUACUGCUACUAAAACAAGAUCGUGUAUGUUACUUAUGUGCCAAUUAUUGACAUAAAAAAGGAGAGCCCAAUUA